AUUGAUCUAAUCACACAUCACACGCCAUACUCAUCACAGAUCCCUCAUACUACGAGCGUUUAGUGAUAGUGAUUCGUGUUGUAGCAGACCACUUGUGGUGAAUCUCUGAUUUCUCAUUAUCCAGAGGCGCGUUCCGGUUGGGAAAGAGUUGACUCUACUGCACACCAAAAAUGUGGGCGAAAUAUUUGAAUGCUGCAAUCCCGAAAACAUUGAAAAUAGGAGGCAUCAGAGCAGCAUCUUCUCUAGUUCCUGGAGAACCAAGCGAGCCCAAAAUCGUUACCACUGAGAUUCCUGGACCAAAAUCUAGAAGUCUGAUUAACGAUUUAGAUACUGUCACGCAAAGUGGAUCAGUUCAAUUGUUUGCUGAUUAUGAAAAAUCUUUGGGUAAUUACCUCAUGGAUGUUGAUGGAAACGCUUUUUUGGACGUCUACAUGCAGAUUUCUUCAAUUCCAAUUGGAUACAAUCAUCCGGAGAUGCUGAAAGUAUUCAAAGAUGAAAAUAAUUUGAAAGCUCUUGUCAACCGUCCAGCUCUUGGUUCGUUCCCAGGCGAACACUGGCCAAACAAAUUGAGAGACGUUCUCCUCUCCAUUUCUCCAGGUCUUCCCAAUGUUAUGACGAUGAUGUGCGGAUCAUGUUCGAACGAGAACGCAUACAAAUGUCUUUUCAUAGCCUACCAAAAACAUCAAAGAGGGGAAAAGAUAGACUUCAGCGACAUAGAGAAAGAAUCCUGCUUGAUCAAUGAAGCUCCAGGAGCCCCGAAACUGUCACUCCUGUCAUUCUUCGGGGCCUUCCACGGUAGAACCAUGGGAACGUUGAGUACUACUCAUUCCAAGGCAAUCCAUAAGAUCGACAUCCCAGCUUUCGAUUGGCCCAUUGCUCCAUUCCCCAAGUACAGGUAUCCGUUGGAGGAAAACGCCAGGGAAAACCAAGCUGAAGAUGCCAGAUGUUUGGAGCAAGUUGAAGAAUUGAUAGAACAGUAUAGAAAAAAAGGUGUUCCAGUAGCAGGUAUAGUGAUUGAACCGAUUCAAUCAGAAGGUGGAGACAAUGAAGCAUCGCCAGAAUUCUUUCAGAAACUACAAAGGAUAGCUAAAAAACACGGUGCUGGAUUUUUGAUUGAUGAAGUACAAACGGGCGCUGGAGCGACAGGAAAGAUGUGGUGCCAUGAACAUUUCAAUCUUGAUUCGCCCCCGGAUAUUGUCACUUUCAGUAAGAAAAUGUUGACAGGAGGAUUCUACCAUGCACUGGAUCAAAGACCACAGCAGCCCUACAGAGUAUAUAACACCUGGCUAGGGGAUCCAGGAAAGCUGCUUCUGUUAGAGUCUUUCUUGAAAGUCCUGAAGCAACAGAACCUAUUAGACCAAGUGAACAGGAGUGGUGCAAUAUUGAAAUCUGGAUUGCUGGAACUCGAAAAAGAUUUCCCAUUCCUGUUGAAUUCAGUUAGGGGAAGAGGAACCUUCUUAGCUGUCAAUGCUGCCUCACCCUCCUUGAGAGAUCAGAUGGUAGCUGGACUGAAGAAAAAAGGAAUUAUGAGCGGAGGAUGUGGAGACCAUUCAAUAAGAUUGAGGCCUGCUCUGACAUUCCAGGAGCACCACGCCAAUAUUUUCUUGGAUCGACUAAGGCAGCUAUUGACUGAAAUCAAAUGAAACGUCCUUAGCGAAAGAAUCGGCAACUAUUUCACAGAGAUGAAGCAGAUUUGAACUUCAUUCAAAUAUAUCCAAUCAAGACCAUGUGCCUUUAUCUAUGAGUCACCUAUCUAUAGAUAUUUCAUGUUAUUAUCAUCUUCAUACUGUAAAGGGUGCGCAAAUUUCAAUGUUUGUAUUGUAACUUGGUAAAUAUA
Molecule: messenger RNA, 1837 nt
Organism: Phaedon cochleariae (mustard beetle)
Lineage: Eukaryota; Metazoa; Arthropoda; Insecta; Coleoptera; Chrysomelidae
Source: the annotation of a GenBank genome assembly